This is a messenger RNA of Apiotrichum porosum, 588 nucleotides long. RefSeq lists its product as uncharacterized. Bases 1 to 588 code for a protein of 195 amino acids. Gene Ontology annotation, cellular component: endosome. The transcript has 4 exons. NCBI's taxonomy places the organism in Eukaryota, Fungi, Basidiomycota, Tremellomycetes, Trichosporonales, Trichosporonaceae. Gene Ontology annotation, biological process: vacuolar transport. The record is from RefSeq and is a predicted model, not a curated record.
AUGUCGACAACACUUCAGAACGUCUAUUACGAGCGGAAAGUCGGCACCGCCAGGCCCUGCUACGUCUGUCGCCGCCCAACCCAGACUGUGCUCGCGACUCUCAAGUCCGAGGACUUUGUGUACACCUGUGACAGCCAUCUCAGUGACCCCGCAACCCUCAUUGCCCCCACUGGACCGAGUGCCGACGACAUCCGCAAAGUGAUCGCCGACUACUCUGCCCGCGAGACCCGCCGUACAGCCCUCAAGGACGAGGCCGAGAAGAACAAGGACGAGGACAAGGACAAGAAGCCAGAGGAGAAGAAGGGGCUGGUGGGAGGGCUCAUCUCGAGCGUGUCGAGCAGUAUCUCCAGCUUGGCCAUGGGCGACACCGAGGAGAAGAAGGACAGCAAGCCGUCAUCCCCGGCCCCGGCGUCUCCCGGUUCGCCCACCACCACUGGCAUCCCCUCCGUGCCCGCACAGACGCACAAAAAGUACACUCUUCACAGGACGUUCUUUGAGAACCGCCGUGCCGAGCUGAGGAGGCGUGAACAGACCGCGAGGGCCAAGGAGGUCUCCAAGGAUAUGCCCCAAGUGCCGCGCGGCUUUUAG